AUGAUAAUGAAUCAAUCGGAUCACAGUCGGGCAGCAGUUCCCAGCCGCCGUUCCGCCGCCGCGCACCGCUCGUUAAACGGCCAGGUAAGAAAGCAAGGGCCCACCGGAGAUAAGGUCAAUAAAUGCGCGCCUCCGUCGCACAUAAUUAAUAAGCUGCCAGUGAUACUACUAUCUGGGGAGCAAUUACCGAAAUGCCUUGGCUGUGCACAUGUGUAG
Messenger RNA from Parnassius apollo (apollo), 216 nucleotides. The record is from the annotation of a GenBank genome assembly. Lineage: Eukaryota; Metazoa; Arthropoda; Insecta; Lepidoptera; Papilionidae.